Messenger RNA from Coregonus sp. 'balchen', 1637 nucleotides. The record is from the annotation of a GenBank genome assembly. Lineage: Eukaryota; Metazoa; Chordata; Actinopteri; Salmoniformes; Salmonidae.
GGAUCUUUAUGACCAAACCCCUAUCUACGUCAUUUCCGAAAUUUGAGAGAGGAGACAGAAGUGAGAUGGCAGAGCUGUCACUGUAUCUUACUAAUGUCAACAUCUCUUUGGGGAAAGCUAUGGACGCUGAAAAGGUGCGAUUAUUACCAUUUUAGACCUGUUCUCAUGAGUUUAACAAACAAAAAAACGAUUGUGUGUUGUGUUUGUUUUAGCUAGCGAUCUAACGUUACUUCCUUGUAGCAUCAGCAGCUAGCUAUAUAUCUAGCUAUCUAUCUCGAACGUGAAUAAAUAUGUGCAUGCUGUAGGCAAUUUUUUCACAAUUAUACCACAUACAUAGUUAGCUACCAUAGUUGCAUAGACAGCUACGAAGCAAUCACUCACAGAAACUGCUUGAAAAACCUUUUGGAUUUUUUUCAUUCAAAUGGUGAUUUACUAACCUCAUAAUAAUGUGAGACAAAUGUCAAAAGCCCUAUAAUGUAGCUGCUACGUUUUCUAUUGGUAACAUGGUAGUAAAAUCCUGUUUCUACCAGCUGUAACCAAACACGUCUUGAGAAUAGACUGUUUUUGUUGUUGUUGUUGUUGAUUAUGAUGAUUGACAGAGCUCCAAUAUGGUGAAGGAGUUUGAGAGUGUGGAGCUGGGAGACAUAGGGAUGAAGAAGCAGAAGGUGCCCCGUAGAACGAUUUACUUUGCCAGUGGAGAGACCAUGGAGGAAUACAGUACAGAUGAAGAAGAAGAGGAGGAAGUGCAAGCUUCUAUAGCUGUUAAGACCUCAGCUGACCCUGUUGGUUUUUAUGCCCUUAUAAAUUAAAAUGUGACUUUACUCCAUUACAUGAGCUUGAAUAGAAUGAAACAUUCCUGCAUUUCGUUAACUUUGUUUUCUUCUUGUGUCAUAUUUUUGUUACAGUCCAGGUUGACUUGGGGUCCAUAUUUUUUGUUUCACAUGUGGAGAGUGGCAACCUCCACUAUUUCAGGUAAAUGUGGUUUACGUAUACUAGACUCUAAAUAUACACACAUAUGAUGAGUGUCAAAAUAUAGCCUAUAUAAAUGUAAUGCUCUGUGUCUUGGAAAUACUGUGCCUCUGCCUUGUGCUUUUCACUUUCAGUUUGUGACUAUCUUGGGGAGAGAAUGGCCUCAUUGUUUGGUAUUACCUCACCCAAGUACCAGUAUGCUAUUGACGAGUACUACAGAAUGAAAAAGGAGGUACGUUGUCUUGUGUAUGGGGAAGCAUCUACUGACAGACCUUGGAAUGCUUCAUUACUACUAAUGUGUUACUACUAUUUUGUCACUACUCCUUGUUACUACUCCAAGGUGCAGUUUAAUGUUCAUGUUGUGACUGACAGGAGGAUGAGGAGGAGGAGGAGAACCGGCUGUCUGAGGAGGCAGAGCGUCGUUUUAAGGAGGAGCGCGACCAGGAGAUCCAGCAGCCAGCCAUGGAGCAGCCGGAGGGCAAAGCCUCCUUCGUCAACGUCACCUUCGAGCUGGAUCAAGAUGCCACACCUGAUUCCAACAGAUUCCCUGCCCCCAUCCCCACCGAACAGUUCAAUUAAAUUGACAUCUUCACAUUUCACAAUGUAGCCUCCUCAGCAUUUUUGCUAUAGUGUAGUUCUUAUUUUUGUAUCAUAUUGAUCAUGUUCUA